This is a messenger RNA of Parasteatoda tepidariorum (common house spider), 387 nucleotides long. The record is from RefSeq and is a predicted model, not a curated record. NCBI's taxonomy places the organism in Eukaryota, Metazoa, Arthropoda, Arachnida, Araneae, Theridiidae.
AUGUUGGAAACUCAGACUGGCGUUGUUGAUAUUCCAGACGUGGAAAGUGAAACUCUGCAAUCAUUUUUAGAGUUUCUGUAUACUGACACGAUAACCGAGGCCAAUUGCGAGGAAGUUCUGAAACUGAUGUUAGUAGCUGAUAAAUAUCAAGUUGACAACCUAAAAGAAAGAUGCUCACAAAUACUGACAUUAAAAUUGAGCGUGGAAAACAUUUGUCAUGUAAUUUCUGUUGCUGAAAUGGUAAAUCAUCCGGAACUGAAACUUUCUGCAUUCGAUUUUAUACGAGCAAACAAAAGAGAAAUAAUUUCAUCCUCUGUUUGGUCAGAGUGGAUGAAAAAGAAUAUGGAAUUGGCUAACGAAAUUUUAAUGAAAAUGAUUGCCGAUUAA